CAAGAUACGACCCUUGGAAGAUUUUGUAAUUUAUACAGAAAUGUAUCAAUGUCCACUGCUGCGUAUCAGCAAAAGGUAGCAUGGAAGUUUCAAAAGAAGAAAUUAUUAUACUCGAGUUAAUGCCAUAUCUAUUUUACAAUAGAAUGCUGAAUUAUAUGGAGAACAAUUUCGACGAUAUUAUAGACGAUUUUUUAUAUGGUGAUCGGAAGCCAACCAAGGAUAUGAUUACAAGAGCUGGAUUAAAGUUCAGGGACUGUUUCAAAAAAGGUGAAAUGGAUACAUUUUUUACAGAAAACUCAAAAGAUGUGGAUGUGAUAUCUCUUCGUCAAAGUAAAGAAUUUAGCCACCUUUUUAUGCUGAUGUAUCUAUGUUAUGUCAAAAAAGUGGUAUCAGAUGAACUAGAAGAAUUCUUAAAAUUUAAAUGGAAGGAAGUAAAUGUUGGGUUUGUCAUGUGUAUACAAAAAACUGUACUGGACAGUAUGAAUAUUUCGAAACACGAACUUUUACACGAAUUACCAGCAAUUGAUAGUAUAUUCGAAGAAACCACAGAAAAAAGCAAGCUGCGCAUAAUGAUACAAGGAGAAGUUGUAUCGCCGGCGAUUCAACAAAAUUUAAAAUUACCGCUCAAAAUUAAGUCUUAUUUUGUUCUUGCUCAGCUCUAUGAGAAUUACGUACAACUUACACUGCAACAUGUUGUAAAAGAUGCUGAUUCAAAGAGUGAAUAUGUUUCCGCCAUUGUAGUUGAGGAUAAAAUUGUCCCUAUUGCAAAUGUAAACGAUAAACUGCAUGAAAAUAUUUGGAGACAUCUUAUCAAAGUACACUGCAAGACGAAUCACACUUAUAAGAAGGAUGAUACAGUCUGUGACCUAUUCACUACCGAAAAAUACAAAGAGGCUUUAAAGAUGUUGAAGCCACUUGUUUCUAAAAUUUUUGGAACAACGUUUUCAAGCUUGGAUCUCGACAAAAGUAUUACGAUAGAAAUUUGCAAUCACAAUUAUUAUUUGACUCUCCGUAGAGUCAUUGAGGUUUGCAUGCGUCCUAUCUUACAGAACAUUGCAAAUGUGAUAUCAUCCUCUCUGGAUAACAUAGAUUUGUUCAAAAAUUACCCGGUGACAAAUGUGUUUAUUAUGGGAAAUGUAUUCAAUAUAAUUGAGGAGUCUUCAUUGUAUCCCGCAGUUACAUUGUUAUUACAGCAACUAUUUGAUGAAAAUAUUCUGUAUAAAGAGAGGGAUACUUUAGGAUUUGUCAUGAAAGAAUCACUUCUCCAAUUACUACAUCCGGUUAUUGGCAAACGGUUGCAUCUACUGGACAGCUUUGUGCUUGGUGAUUUACAACAAAUUUCAAGAGAAUCAUACGGAAUAUAUCUCAAACCCAUUUACUCACUUAAUAAUCACACAUCAGAGACACUACUAUCAUGUAUAAACCGCAAAGGUGGUGUUACGAGGGUUUUUGGUGAAGAUUACGCUACUGUAAUUCUUCUGAAGGGGCAAUCUAUACCUAUCACGGGAAUCACUGUUAGAUUUGAAGCUAGCAAUAUCGACAAAAAGGUAAAUGCGUACAUGUUGCUUAUAGGCAUGGUCAAAGUGUCUACGGACACUUUGGACCAAAGAAAAGCUGGUUCAUUUGAUAAAAGGACUUUUGAUAUUAUUGAUGUCCUUCGAACCCCUAUCUCAGAUAGAGGUACUCUGAUACCGCCAGUAACUUUAGAAAUAAGAUACGUUAAUCACGUCUCGUCUCUUCAGUUUUCUAUGAGGCUGACAGGUGAAGAUAAACCAAAGGAUGUUGUCCAUAUGGUUUCUGUGGAAGAGAAACUGACGGUGACUUAUCUUUAAUUUGAAUGUGAAUAUCAAUUAUUUAUUUUACUGUUUCUUCUCUCACUUAAAUAUCGAUAAAUGAUGUAUGUAUUUAAAUCCCAAUAAAGCAUGAAUGUAUGAGUGUAAACCGAUUAUUCGCUC
This is a messenger RNA of Mucor mucedo, 1955 nucleotides long. RefSeq lists its product as uncharacterized. The record is from RefSeq and is a predicted model, not a curated record. NCBI's taxonomy places the organism in Eukaryota, Fungi, Mucoromycota, Mucoromycetes, Mucorales, Mucoraceae. The transcript is spliced from 3 exons. Bases 81 to 1832 code for a protein of 583 amino acids.